UUUAUUCAAGAUCUCUCAGAUUCUCUCUCUCACUCUCUCUCUUCAUGUGAGCAUUGACUUUGUUAUGUAGCAAGGUUUCGUUUCCCUCAUAACACACAUUCAUAAAACUGAAACUGAAACCUCAGAAAUCCCAUCCUAUAUUUUUCUGUCUUGAAACCUCAGAAAUCCCGACCUAUAUUUUUCUGUCUAUCAGUUACAACAUCGUUCUUCACUAGCCACUGCUUCUUCGGUAAUCAUGGGAACUGAGAUACCAACUGAUAACGAUUAUCACAAAAACGCUGGACGGAGCCAGGAUUUCAAUACUGGGGGGCCGAGAAUUGAGAAGGCAAGAAUUGAGAAGGCAAGAAUUGAGAAGACUGAAGAAGAAUUACGGAAGCAGAAGGCAAUUGAUGAUUGGCUUCCAAUUACUUCUUCAAGGAAUGCAAAAUGGUGGUACUCUGCCUUCCACAAUGUCACUGCCAUGGUUGGGGCUGGUGUUCUUAGUCUCCCAUAUGCCAUGUCUGAGCUAGGAUGGGGUCCUGGUGUAACUGUAUUAGUCCUGUCAUGGAUCAUCACCUUGUACACCCUAUGGCAAAUGGUUGAGAUGCAUGAAAUGGUUCCGGGGAAACGUUUUGACAGAUACCAUGAACUGGGUCAGUAUGCCUUUGGUGAAAAGCUAGGUCUUUAUAUUGUGGUGCCUCAACAACUUAUAGUUGAAGUUGGAGUGAACAUUGUCUAUAUGGUGACUGGGGGAAAAUCUUUGCAGAAGUUCCAUAACACUGUGUGUUCCAACUGCAAAAGCAUCAAGUUGACCUAUUUCAUUAUGAUUUUCGCCUCUGUUCACUUUGUACUGUCUCACCUCCCCAACUUCAACUCCAUUUCUGGUGUAUCUCUGGCAGCAGCAGUUAUGUCCUUGAGUUACUCAACAAUUGCCUGGGCAGCUUCUGCUCACAAGGGUGUUCAAGACAAUGUAGAAUAUGGUUACAAAGCUAAGUCCACAUCAGGAACAGUCUUUAACUUCUUUAGUGCCCUUGGGGAUGUUGCUUUUGCCUAUGCUGGACACAAUGUGGUGCUGGAAAUCCAAGCAACAAUUCCAUCUACACCAGAGAAACCAUCCAAGGGUCCUAUGUGGAGAGGAGUGGUUGUUGCUUACAUAGUUGUGGCUUUGUGCUACUUCCCUGUUGCUCUGGUUGGUUACUGGAUGUUUGGCAAUGGUGUUAAAGAUAACAUUCUCAUCUCUUUAGAGAAACCAAAAUGGCUCAUUGCAAUGGCUAACAUGUUUGUUGUGAUCCAUGUUAUUGGAAGUUAUCAGAUUUAUGCAAUGCCAGUGUUUGACAUGAUUGAAACUGUGUUGGUGAAGAAGCUGAACUUCACGCCUAGUAGAAUACUUCGUUUUAUUGUGCGUAAUUUGUAUGUGGCAUUCACAAUGUUCGUUGCUAUUACCUUCCCAUUUUUCGGUGGUCUUCUAGGAUUCUUUGGAGGAUUUGCUUUUGCACCAACAACAUACUUUCUACCCUGCGUCAUGUGGCUUGCAAUCUACAAACCAAAGAGAUUCAGCUUAUCUUGGUGGAGUAAUUGGGUGUGCAUUGUGCUUGGCCUAUUGUUGAUGAUUUUAUCACCAAUUGGAGGAUUGAGGACAAUCAUAAUUGAAGCCAAGACCUACAAGUUCUACUCUUGAACUCAUUCCCCCAUUGAAUCCGUGAUGAGUAUGUGAAGCAUGCAAAUAGUACAAGAUAGGAAUGCAAGCUCAAUAAAAUCGUGUGUGAUAGAAUCUUGUUCAUAGUCGCUGGGUGUUCUUUAAUUCUACAAUAAUAAUACAUUGCUGAGGAGCAUCCUCAACGUGCCUGAUAAUGGAAAAGAAAAUCAUCAAUGAAAUCAAAGGGAAUUUUCUAUAUACUUUCUUGGUCAAUUUUAAUUUAUAAAUGUAUAUGUCGAUUUUCUCUUA
Molecule: messenger RNA, 1924 nt
Organism: Cajanus cajan (pigeon pea)
Lineage: Eukaryota; Viridiplantae; Streptophyta; Magnoliopsida; Fabales; Fabaceae
Source: RefSeq, a predicted model, not a curated record